Doryrhamphus excisus (bluestripe pipefish) is the source of this 725-nucleotide messenger RNA. Its product is annotated as metalloproteinase inhibitor 2-like. Gene Ontology annotation, molecular function: protease binding; metalloendopeptidase inhibitor activity. The record is from RefSeq and is a predicted model, not a curated record. Gene Ontology annotation, cellular component: extracellular matrix. Lineage: Eukaryota; Metazoa; Chordata; Actinopteri; Syngnathiformes; Syngnathidae. Gene Ontology annotation, biological process: negative regulation of endopeptidase activity; negative regulation of membrane protein ectodomain proteolysis.
GAAUCCCCAUGUGUCUCAUUAGCGCCAUUUUCCUGCAUAAUGAGCUGGACGGUGAAGACUUUGGUGCUCCCCUUGGUGCUGCUGUGCGCGUGGCGACUACAGGAAGGCGCACAAGCCUGUACGUGCGUUCCCAUGCAUCCACAGACGACAUUUUGCCAAGCGGAUGUGGUCAUGAAGGUGCUGGUGGUUUCAAGGAAGAUGGUUGGUGAAUUGGACGAAACCAUCAUGUAUAACGUCAAACCAAUUAAGAAAUUCAAGGGUGAUCACGGUGUUAGUUCCUUCUACACUGCAGCCUCCUCAGCGGCCUGUGGAGUGACUCUGACCACUGGUGUGGAAUAUCUUAUCACAGGCCGACUGACACGUGACAAGAUGUUGCAAGUCUCACUGUGCGAGUUCGUUGCACCCUGGAACAGCCUGAGCGACUCCCAAAAAGUCAACUUAGAAGGCCGCUACCGAAUGGGCUGCUCUUGCCAGAUCACUCCCUGCCGUGCCUUGCCGUGCAGGAGCAACAACCCAGCUGAGUGCUUGUGGGCUGACUUCAUUACCAACUCUGUCAAAAUGGAGCAGGCUAAAUAUUUUGCUUGUUUGAAGAAAGGUCGAAGCCCUUGUACCUGGUCCAAGGGGGGGGCUGACUUGCCCACAAAGCAUUCCAAGGACACUAAAGGCCGUUGAAAUUUUCCACCAUGCAGAAGAUCCCAAUGUAUAAAUAAACUCUAUAAAAGCAA